This is a messenger RNA of Neolamprologus brichardi, 8872 nucleotides long. NCBI's taxonomy places the organism in Eukaryota, Metazoa, Chordata, Actinopteri, Cichliformes, Cichlidae. The record is from RefSeq and is a predicted model, not a curated record.
GUGUGUUUUUUUAAAUGAUUUGGGGAGAAGAGGGGAACAAGCAUUCGGAGCUUGGCUGACGGUGCAGGCAGGAGCGUCACAUAGGCAAACAGGAGCCUGAGGGGCAGCGCACUGGGACUAAAGAGGACUGAAGAGGCUUGAGGUGGUUUUUGGAUCAGAUGCACUGACUGAAAGGUUGACUAACAGGCAUGCAGGCAGGCAGAGAGGAGAUGAAGAGCAUAUAGGUUUAUGUUAAAAAAGCCUUAAACACUGCAUGCACAGAGACCGAGGAAGUGGCCAUAUACACUGAUUUAUUUCUGCAGGAAAGUCAGGGAGGCAGACACCUUGUGAGGAAGGCUGAGCAUUUGCAGAGCAGAGUUUUGCUCCACUGAGGGGAGACAGAAAAAGACAAACAGAAGCACGUUUUGAAUGAAAGGACCUUUAUCUUCAUCUAGCAAUGCUUUUGAGGAACUCUGCACCAAGUUGUUGCUGUUUGCUGUGCUCCUGGACGCUGAUGCAAGCUUAGGGCACUUUUAUCUUCACUGAACUCCUCUUGUGAAGAGGAUCCAAGCUGUCUUUCUUUUUUUGCAGAGUCCUCCUUCAGUAGAGGUGCUGUGCUGACUGUAACUAUGUUUUAUCAAAGAUACUCUUUAACACUGUCAUGGAGUACUUGUCUUCUGCUCCUGUGCGUCCUGGAUGUGUGGACCACGGCCUGGCCAGCCGUUCAACAAUCCCAGAGGCAGCAGCAGCAGCCUCGGCGGUACAGACAGAUGUCAACCCUGUCCUCAUCCUCCUCCUCGUCAGCUGGUAACCUGUCAGAAAGUGCAGAGAGCAAAGUGGAGCGCCUCGGCAUGGAGUUCAAGCGAAAUGUGCGUGAGCUGCGUGAGAAAAGCUCCUGCUUGGACCUGGUUUUCCUGGUGGACGAGUCCUCGAGCGUGGGGGCCAACAACUUCCUGAGUGAGCUGAGGUUCAUACGCAAGAUGCUGUCCGACUUCCCCGUCGCACCGGAGAACACCCGCGUGGCGCUGGUGACCUUCUCAUCCAAAACCCACGUGGUGACGAGGGUGGACCACAUCUCUGCGCCUAAGUCCCACCAGCACAAGUGCUCCCUGUUCAACCAGGAGAUCCCAGCCAUCAACUACAGAGGAGGAGGCACCUACACGAAAGGAGCCUUCCAGAGGGCAGCGCAAAUCCUUCGUCACUCCCGCAGUAAUGCCACCAAGGUGAUUUUCCUCAUCACUGACGGCUACUCUAACGGCGGAGACCCUCGGCCUGUGGCGGCGGCUCUGAGAGAACGCGGUGUUGAGAUCUUCACUUUGGGCAUCUGGCAGGGUAACAUCAGGGAGCUCCAUGACAUGGCCUCUCAGCCCAAAGAUCAGCACUGCUACCUGGUGCACAACUUUGCCGAGUUUGAGGCCCUGGCUCGUCGAGCUCUGCAUGAAGACCUCCCUACGGGCAGCUACAUCCAGGAGGAUCUGUCACGCUGCGCUUCUUUGUGUGAAGCAGGCAAGGAUUGCUGCGACCUGAUGGCCAGCUGCAAGUGCGGCACACACACCGGGCAGUACGACUGCAUCUGUGAGAAGGGAUACUACGGCAAGGGUCUGCAGCACGAGUGCACAGCAUGCCCACCUGGAACUUAUAAACCAGAAGGAACACCGGGAGGUGUGAGCACCUGCCUGCCCUGCCCUGAUGCCCAGCACACCUCCCAGCCUGGCAGCACCUCCCCCGACGACUGUGUCUGCAAGCCGGGCUAUAAGCCAAUGGGCAUGACCUGCCAAGUGAUACAUUGUCCAGCACUGUUGCCCCCAGAAUAUGGCUUCUUUGUCCAGAAUGUAUGUAACAACCACUUUGACGCGGCCUGUGGUGUGCGAUGUGAGCCCGGUUUUGACCUCCAGGGAGACGGCAUCAGACUCUGCCAGGCUGACGGCACCUGGUCAGGGACACCGGCCAGCUGCAGAGUACGCUCCUGCCCGCACCUGUCCCUGCCCAAGCACGGCUUCCUGAGUUGCAGCAACAGCUUUGGCUCCUACAGGGUGGUGUGUCAGGUGGGCUGUGAUCGGGGCUACAGAUUAGAGGGAGACUCCGAACUCACCUGCCAGGCAAACUACCAAUGGAGUGGGCCCCAACCUCGGUGUGUGGAGGUGCGUUGCCCUCCCAUCGUGACUCUGAAGAACAUCUUUCUGUCCCCUCCUGCCUGUGGGAGAAGAGCAGUGUCCCCAGGCUUUGUUUGCCUCCUCAACUGUCGUCCAGGUUACAGUCUCCAGGGGAACAGGAAGGCGGUGUGCCUGAGCUCUGGGAACUGGACAGCCAAUGUCUAUAAAGCUGUCUGCACAGAUACUGAGCCACCGUGGCUACAGUGCCCCGACAACAUUGUUGCAGGGACAGUUGAGCGCCGCGGCACGGCCAUCGUCAGCUGGAACGUCCCAAAUGCCACGGACAACUCUAAAGAAGAGGUGGUGGUCCAGGCGAAGCCAGUCUAUAGUCUUCCACAGCUUUUCCCCAUUGGAAAGGAAACCAUCACAUACUUUGCUACGGACCUCUCUGGAAAUCAGGCCAACUGCUCCUUUACAGUCACCGUCAUCGAUACGGAGCCCCCGGUCAUCGACAGGUGCAGGUCACCGCCCGCGAUCCAGGCCACGAACGCAGAGACGGCGGUGGACUGGGAAGUCCCGCAGUUUUCCGACAACUCAGACUGCCCCAAGCUGGAGAACACUGCGCCCCACCUCCACGUCUCCACUGUGGAUGUGCGUCCCGGCGCACAGGUGCAGCUGUCUUGUGAUCCCGGUUUCUACCUGGUGGGGGAGCCUGUGCUGCAGUGCCAAAAUAAAGGAGAGUGGAGUCACAACCUGCCCAGCUGUGAACGUGUGUCCUGUGGACCUCCUCAUCCACUGGAAAAUGGCUUCUUCCAGGGAACAGACUUCCAUGCCGGCAGCUCCGUGGUCUAUGAGUGCAAUGCUGGCUUUUACCUGCUGGGGGACACAAAAGUGCAUUGCACCAACAGCGGCAAGUGGGGAGGAACUCCGCCGGCAUGUUUGGAUGUGGAUGAGUGUGCCCUGGGCUCUGACUGUGAUGUUCACGCCAGCUGUCAGAACACAGAAGGCUCCUACACCUGCACCUGUAUCCACCCAUAUACUGGAGAUGGCAAAAACUGCACAGAGCCAGUAAAGUGCGAGAACCCUGGGACUCCUGACUUCGGUCGCCGAUACGGGAGCAACUUUCUGAUGGGCAGCGAGGUUGUGUUCAGCUGUGACAACGGCUAUGAGCUGAUUGGCUCAUCUCAGCUCCAGUGCCUGGAAACAGGAGAUUGGGAUGAUGCUGUCCCAUACUGCAGAGCCCUCUCCUGCCCAGCACCAACUGUUCCAGAGAACUCCAUCAUGACGGGAAACAACUUCACCUAUGGAAGCAAGGUGACUUUCAGCUGUAAGAAGGGCUUCCAGCCUCAGGUCCCCUAUGAGUUCCAAUGUCUCUCUAGUCUGAGGUGGACCGGGACGCCACCUACCUGCCAUCCAGUGACCUGCGGGGGUCCGCCGACUGUGGAAAAUGCAGACUACACACUAAACACCAACACGUACCUGUCCACUGUCACAUACACCUGCAAUGAGGGAUACAGACCACAGGGCUCCAUGGAAGUAAUUUGUGAGGCAACAGGGGAGUGGAGCAGGCCUUUCCCCCGCUGUGUGAGAGUCCUGUGCAGCGAGCCCCCGCUACUGGAAAACGCUGUGACUGUGGGAGAGAACUUUGAGCUGGGAAACAAGGUGCACUAUGUCUGCAAAGAAGGAUACACUCUGAUUGGCCCAGAGACCAGAGAAUGUCUAUCAACUGGCCAAUGGAGUGAAAGCACGGCUCAGUGCGUCCCCCGCUCCUGCGGCCCCCCGCCUGCCAUCGACCACGCUGAACCCUAUGAGACUCACAAGCUUUUCGGAGACACCGCUAACUACUACUGCACUGAUGGAUACACAGCCGGCAACAACUCGAAGAUGGUUUGUAAUGCUCAGGGCGUGUGGGUGCCACCCGAUGGCAUGGAGGCGCCUCGCUGCAUUGCAAACUUCUGCCUCCGCCCACCUGAACUACCACAUGCAAUUUUAGAUUCGGUCAACAAACCAAAAUACGCCAGCAACAUCGAAGUGAGUUAUAAAUGUGAAGAGGGCUUCAUGCUCAACACUACAGCCACACUCAGAUGCCUGAUGGGAGGAGAGUGGGUGCCCUCGCCCUAUGAUAUUGGCUGUGUGCCGGUGAGGUGCUCCAAGCCUGAGAGCAUUGAUCAGGGCUAUGUGAUUGGGACAAAUUACAGUUUUGGAGCCGUGGUGGCGUAUAGCUGCUUCAAAGGCUUCCUGAUUCGAGGGGAGAAGAGAAGGACCUGCAAGGGAAAUGGAGAGUGGGGAGGAGCUCUGCCUACCUGUGUACCUGUGUCCUGCUCGCAACCCCCAUCCCUCAAGAACGGAUACCCCCAGGUCAAAGGUCGGCUCACUUACAACAGCAAGGUGACGUACGCCUGUAACGCAGGCUACAGACUGAUUGGACGACCGGAGCGAGUUUGCCAAGCCAACCGUCAGUGGUCCAACCAAGACCCCCCAACCUGUGUCCUUCUGACCUGUGACCCUCCUCCUAACAUCGUCCAUGGGCACUACAAAGGCUCUGACUUCCAGGUGGGCCGUAAAGUGGUGUAUGUCUGCGAUGAGGGUUACGAGCUGGUCGGGGAUGCUACCUGGACCUGUUUGAAGUUUGGAAGGUGGGAUAAGACGAGGCCUCCGCGUUGCUCGCCUGUCCAGUGUCCAGAGCCACCGCUGGAGGAGAACCACCUGGUUCUAAGGGGCCUGGACUCUGAAUCAGGAACAGUGGAGUUAUCCUGUGAGGAUGGCUACGUCCUCGAGGGGGCUCGGUUCCUCCGCUGCACUCCGUCACAGGAGUGGAAUGACACCUUUCCGGUGUGUAAGCAGGUGUUUUGUGGUCCGCCGCCUGCGGUGCCGUUUGGUGGCCCUUCCAGGUCUUCUCACCUGUUCCCAUUCAGCUCUGUGGUGACCUACAUGUGCAUAGAUGGCUUUACUUUAAGAAAAGAAGGCUCUGUGUCCUGUCUAGCCAACGGGCAGUGGAGCAGUCCUUACCCAGAAUGCAUCCCAGUUGAAUGUCCUCAGCCUGUAGAGAUUUCAGAUGGUAUUGUUGAUGUCCAGGGACUGAUGUACCUCAGCAAAGCACUGUAUAGUUGUAAGACUGGAUAUAACUUAGUAGGUAACUCCACCAUCCUCUGUGGAGAGAAGGGACUCUGGAUUGGUGGGGUGCCUUCUUGCCGCCCAAUCGAAUGCUCAGUUCCUAAACAGAUAACCAAUGGAAAAGUUGUCUAUACAAAACUUCAGUUUGAUCACAGUGCGACCUACUCUUGCAACCGUGGUUACCGCCUCCAAGGCACAAAGACUGUUAGGUGCCUGGCCAGUGGGGAGUGGGACAUCGAGCCACCAGCUUGUGUGCAGAUAUCCUGCACACCACCUCAGCCAGUUGAAAACGGCUUUGUGGAAGGCCAGGACCACAGUUAUGGUGUGACUAUUUUCUACAGCUGUUUUCCUGGCUUCCAACUCGUGGGUCAGGACCAUCUAACCUGUGAGGAGUUCGGCUGGUCGAGCUCUGUUCCUGUCUGCGUGCCCUCGGACUGCGGGCUGCCUCCUCACAUUGACUUUGGGGAGUAUGUUAGAGUGACAGAGCUGGGAGGGAGAUUUACCUCUAAAGACACUGGAAGACUGGACUUGAACUUUCUUCAUGGGACACUGAUUGAGUACCGUUGCCACCAUGGCUAUGACCUCACAAGCCAGGUCAGGCUGGUGUGCCAGGAGGACGGGGGCUGGAAUGGGACAGCCCCAUCGUGUGUGCCAGCGGAGUGCCAAAUACCGCCUAGUCCAGAUCACGGCUGGAUGAAUGUGACUCAUGGCUCCCUCGGGACUACGCUCACAUAUACUUGUGAUGAAGGAUAUGAGCUGAAGGGGGAGCCUGUGAGGCAGUGUGUGUCAGGUCGAGUGUGGACCACUGAUGCCCCAGUUUGUCAACCUGUUUCCUGUGGUGAUCCAGGGGCUGUGGAUAAUGGCACAACACAGGGAGGUGAUUUUGUUUAUCCCGAGGUAUUACACUUUCAGUGUAAUCCUGGGUUUGUCCUGAAGGGCAGCAGUACUAUUGCCUGCCAGGCAGACGGAAAGUGGACUGGGCUGAAGCCACAGUGUGAGCCCGUGUCCUGUGGUCCUCCUAAAAUCCCCGGUGAUAUCACAUUUAAAGGCACAGAGUUCACCUAUAAUAACAAAAUAGAACUGAGCUGUCAGCCUGGGUUCAUCUUAAAUGGAAGGUCUCCAAGCAUCUGCCAGGCUGACGGUACCUGGAGCCACAAGGCUGCUGCCUGUGUACCAGCCCGCUGCGAGAAGCCCUCCCCAAUACUGAAUGGUCGCAUGUUGGGGUCAGAGUUUGGCUACAGCAGCAAGAUAAAGUAUGAAUGUGAUGAAGGAUACACGCUUAACGGAGAUUCUACACGUGUCUGUCAGUCAGAUGGACUUUGGGACAAACCGGCACCCCGUUGUGACAUCAUUAGUUGCGAUCCUCCUGAGGACAUCAGUCACGGCUAUGUGAACGGCUCCAGCUUCAACUACGACGACAUUGUGGAGUACGUGUGCUUCGAUGGCUACGAGGUCGUUGGCGAUCCCAUCCUGCGGUGCUCCGCUCAGGGCCUCUGGGUGGGCCCCGUGCCUCAGUGCCAGCCCUGCAUUUGCACCCUUCCUGUGGUUAAGUUCGGAGUGGUUCUCGGCCACGAUCGAGCCUGCGGAGACCGAGUGCACUUCCAGUGUGACGACGGCUACAAGCUGCUGGGUCCCUCUCAAGCUGUGUGCGAAAAAGGAGGAGUGUGGAGCCCUGGGGUGCCUGUGUGUAGCCGGGGAAGGUGCACCGCUGCCCCGCCUACAGUUCCUAAUGCUGUCUUGCAGGGUGGCAGUGCCAGCUUCCCAGAAACGGCUAUAUACAGGUGUCGGCCUGGCUACCAGCUAAAGGGGUAUGCUUACCUCACCUGUGGAAGAGACGGCAGAUGGGGGGAACCCAGGAUACGAUGCGAGCCUGUGAGCUGUGGAAAACCGCCAGAGGUCGCCAACGCUCGGGUCGUGGGAGAUAUCUUCAGCUUCCCCAACCAGAUCACAUAUAGGUGUGAUGAUGGAUACGAAUUAGCCACGCAGACAGCUUCCCUGUCCUGCCAGAGCGACGCCACCUGGUCAAAACACAACGUUCGGUGCCGCCCCACCCCCUGCCUGCUACCCACCAACUUCUCCAUCCCCCAUCUGGUAAUCACCGGGAAGGAGCUCACGCCUGUCGGGGGCACCGUCACCCUCUCAUGCCCUACUGGCUUCUACCUGCAGGGGUCAGCGCUAGCAGAGUGUCAGGUCGGUGGAAGCUGGUCUCCAAGUAUCUCAUCGGUUUCCUGUGAGAUGGUGAUGUGUGAGAAACCUCCUCCUCUUCUUCACGGUAUCGUAGAGGGGGACAGCUACAACUAUGGAGACUUUGUCAUGUACUCCUGUCUGCCUGGCUUUGACAUGAAGGGAGACUCCAUCCACAUCUGCCAGGGAGACAGAACGUGGAGCGGCACGCAGCCAGUGUGUGUUGCGUCCUCAUUGCAAUCAUGUGGGGCUCCUCCCGCAGUACAAAAUGCACAACCGGCGGGUGAGCCCAGCCCGGACAAUGUCACCUAUGUGUGUAAUCCUGGGCUGCAGCUGAUCGGCCCAGAGACGCUCACCUGUCUGGACAAUGGCACGUGGAGCCUGCCGGUGCCUACGUGUGAAGUGGUCAGAGGCUGCAUCAGCCCCAAACAGAUGCUGCACGGUAAAGUGCAGGAACUCAGCCUGAACACUGGGCAUGCUCUGAAGUUCCAGUGUGACAACGGCUACAACCUGGUGGGAGAUCCUCUGGUGGUGUGCAUAGGGGGCAACGCCUGGAGCUCCGCUUUCCCCACCUGCCAACCCAAGUCUUGCCCGGCUCCUCCGGGCUGGAACAGCAGCGGGGACAGAGUCCAGCAGGAGUUUCGAGUUGGACAGUCGGUCCGCGUUACCUGCCCCAAAGGUCAGCAGGUGAAAGGCAGCGGCACCAUCACCUGCAGGUCAGACCGGACCUGGAGCCCCAUGAGUUCUGUGUGUGAACGGGUGUCCUGUGGCCCCCCACUCCAUGUGGCCAACGGGGUGGUGCGGGGGGCGGUGUUCCAGUUCGGGGACGUGGCGGUGUACUCGUGUUAUGGCGGUUACACCAUGGAAGGCAUUGGAAGGAGCAGGUGUCUGGAGAACGGCACCUGGACGCCGCCCCCCACAUGCAGAGCGGUGUGUUGGCUACAGUGUCAGAACGGAGGUGUGUGUCAGCGGCCCAACACUUGCUCCUGCCCCGAGGGUUGGAUGGGUCGCCUCUGUGAGGAGCCCAUCUGCAUCCUGCCGUGCCUGAAUGGAGGGCGCUGCGUGGCCCCCUACCAGUGCGAGUGUCCCACUGGGUGGACGGGCACGCGCUGCCACACCGCUGUGUGUACGUCAGCUUGCCAGAACGGAGGCAGAUGCAUCAGGCCGAACAGGUGUAGCUGCCCUUCAGGUUGGAUCGGACACAACUGCUCCAGGAAGAGGAAGCCAGGACCUUAUCAUUUCUAAAGUUUCCACUCGGCUCUGUGUGAAUCACGUUAUGAUCCUUGUAUAGUCAACCAACACUCGUAAACGAUUCACUCAUCUCUCCGCAAAGCAAGAACGAUUUUGUAAGAUAAAGCUGUAUUUUUUCAUAUAGAGACUCAACAGUAUUAAACAUAUGCUGCUAUAUACUUGUACGAUGUGUACAAACUAUUGCUGUGAUGGUCCAUUGUAUAUGUGUAAACUAUUCUCACAUUUUUAUUAAAGCAUAAAAUACCAUCAAA